This is a messenger RNA of Helianthus annuus (common sunflower), 2212 nucleotides long. RefSeq names its product lysine--tRNA ligase, cytoplasmic. Gene Ontology annotation, molecular function: ATP binding; lysine-tRNA ligase activity; tRNA binding. NCBI's taxonomy places the organism in Eukaryota, Viridiplantae, Streptophyta, Magnoliopsida, Asterales, Asteraceae. The transcript is spliced from 17 exons. The coding region runs from base 112 to 1959 and encodes 615 amino acids. Gene Ontology annotation, biological process: lysyl-tRNA aminoacylation. The record is from RefSeq and is a predicted model, not a curated record. Gene Ontology annotation, cellular component: cytosol; cytoplasm.
CAUACAACUACCCUAAUCCAACACUUUUGACAAUACAAACACACUCCCUCAUCAGCCGCCGUUUUCAUAAACCCUAACUCCGGUACCGGCGGUUCUUCUUCACCGGAAUCAAUGGCGGACUCGUCGGAAAAUGUCAUCAUCGACAACUCCGCUUCUCCCGCUCCGGCGGAAGCAGAAACUAUCAGCAAAAAUGCUCGAAAGAAGGAGCUGAAGAACAAGCAGAAGGAGGAAGAGAGGCGUCGUAAGGAAGAGGAGAAGGAGAAAAAGGCUGCUGCCAUGCCAAAAUCAGGGGCCCAGAAGCCUUCUGCAGCAGAUGACGAAGACAUGGAUCCAACGCAAUAUUUUGAGAAUCGGCUGAAAACACUUGAUGCCCAAAAGGCAGCUGGAUUGAAUCCCUAUCCUCACAAGUUCCAUGUCUCGAUGUCCAUUCUUGAAUAUAUUGAGAAGUAUGAAACCUUAAAUAGUGGGGACCACCUGGAAGAUGUUCAAGUUUCUUUGGCUGGGAGACUGAUGAGCAAACGCGCUUCUUCAUCAAAGCUCUUCUUUUAUGAUUUACAUGGUUCUGGUGGAAAAGUUCAAAUUAUGGCUGAUGCAAAGAGAUCUGAAUUGGAUGAAGCUGAAUUCUCUAAGUACCAUUCUGGUGUGAAACGUGGAGAUAUUGUUGGUAUCGUCGGGUUUCCAGGAAAAAGCAAAAGAGGAGAGCUGAGUAUUUUCCCAAAAUCGUUCACAGUUCUAUCACAUUGUCUACAUAUGAUGCCAAGGCAAAAGGUUGCAGCUGCUGCAGAUAAUGCCAAUGCAAAGAAGAUUGAUGCUUGGACUCCUGGAAGUGGUAGAAAUCCCGAUGCAUAUGUUUUAAAAGAUCAGGAAACACGAUACCGUCAAAGAUAUCUGGAUCUGAUGGUAAACUCAGAAGUCAGACAUAUAUUCAAGACCCGUGCAAAAGUUGUAUCCUAUAUAAGACGUUUUCUCGACAAUCGUGAUUUUUUGGAGGUUGAAACUCCCAUGAUGAACAUGAUUGCUGGUGGAGCAGCGGCACGUCCAUUUGUAACUCACCACAAUGAUUUAAACAUGACACUAUACAUGCGAAUUGCACCUGAGCUUUAUCUGAAGGAACUUGUGGUUGGUGGACUUGAACGUGUAUAUGAGAUUGGAAAACAGUUUAGGAACGAGGGAAUCGAUUUGACACAUAAUCCUGAAUUCACGACGUGUGAAUUUUAUAUGGCUUUUGCAGAUUACAACGACUUGAUGGACCUAACUGAGAAAAUGUUAAGUGGUAUGGUGAAGGAGCUUACAGGCGGAUACAAAAUUAAAUAUCAUGCAAAUGGGUUGGAUAAUGACCCUAUUGAGAUCGACUUCACUCCUCCUUUCAGAAGGAUUGAUAUGAUUGGAGAGUUGGAGAAAAUAGCAAAUCUUAACAUACCUAAAGACCUUGCCGGUGAAGAAGCCAAUAAAUAUCUUGCUGAUGCAUGCACCAAGUUUGAUAUCAAAUGUCCCCCACCUCAAACAACAGCACGUUUGCUGGACAAACUUGUGGGACACUUUUUGGAGGAGCAAUGUGUUAAUCCUGCUUUUAUAAUUAACCAUCCUGAGAUAAUGAGUCCACUGGCAAAAUGGCAUCGAUCCAAACCAGGCUUGACCGAACGUUUCGAAUUGUUUAUCAACAAGCAUGAGCUUGCCAAUGCAUACACUGAACUUAAUGAUCCAGUGGUACAACGUCAGCGAUUUGCAGAUCAGCUAAAGGAUCGACAAUCAGGGGAUGAUGAAGCAAUGGCUUUGGAUGAAACUUUCUGUACGGCUCUUGAAUACGGUUUACCACCAACUGGCGGUUGGGGAUUGGGUAUUGAUAGGCUUACUAUGCUUCUCACUGACUCACAGAACAUCAAGGAGGUUUUACUUUUCCCAGCCAUGAAACCACAGGAUGAACCGCCAGUCAAAGCUGUUGAAAACCUGAAAAUUUGAACUCGUAUACGGCGUGGUCUUCGUGUUUGUGGACUUGAAAACACCAAGUUUUGUUGAGAAUGACUCGUGCUCAAUUUAUUGUGCCAAAAGUUAUGAUGCAUAGCCUUUAGAUGUUUGAAUGUUUGUGUUGCUAUUUAUUGCAUUACUUUGUACCAAAUUGAAAUCACAAUGUGUCUUUUGAACUUGAAGCUAUUAUCCAAAGAAUUUAAUUGACAUCCCACCAAACAAAUAGCGAAAUGAUUACUUUUGACAA